This is a messenger RNA of Kwoniella mangroviensis CBS 8507, 3735 nucleotides long. RefSeq lists its product as uncharacterized. The record is from RefSeq and is a predicted model, not a curated record. The coding region runs from base 1 to 3735 and encodes 1244 amino acids. NCBI's taxonomy places the organism in Eukaryota, Fungi, Basidiomycota, Tremellomycetes, Tremellales, Cryptococcaceae. The transcript has 9 exons. Gene Ontology annotation, cellular component: nucleus.
AUGACCGACCGUGCCCCUUCUACUAUUCACAACCUCCGACAUCCCAAAUCUACCAACGUCAAACAUCCUCUACCUCCUCCUCCGAUCACUGGUGGAUAUUCACAGCCCUUUAAUGGCAAUCACUGUCAGGUAAUCAGUUUACAAGAACGAGAGUGUACAGAUAAUCCUUCAGACAAUGUUAUCCCUCAAAAGAGGAAUAGUACAGGUGUAACAUUACCACAAGGGAAGAAGGGAAACAAAUUAUCUGUAACUGUAUCUGUGUCUGUCUCCAAUCCCGCAAGACCAAUACCAUCAACCGGUAAGCGUAGCGGAGCUAGAAAGAUGACCGAUAACGGAGAUAAGGUCCCUCGACCGGAUACAGCCUCUAAAGGGUCUGUAAUGAGGUUAAAAACGAAGAAGUCAUCAGAUUCGAUGCCUGGUCCUGCUACUACCUCUACCCGGAAACACACAUCGCUCGAUCCCUCGCCAAGCACUAGUGCUCCCAAACCUACCAGUUGUAGAAUGGGUGAUGCCUCUCCUUGUGAACCAGCGUCAGAUCACCCAAAUGUCGAGAAACAACCUGUCUCGAAAUCUCAGAUCUCUCGCCCGUCGAGAAUCAUUUCCGAUUCACAACCCUCCCAUACCUUCGAUGGUCAACAUCCAACUAUCUCACCUUCUUGUCUACCUACUCAACCUUAUGCUCUUCCCGCUCAAUUCGCUUCCAGCCCAAAACAAGUCAUCGAUCCCCCUCGAUCGGCAGGAUUAGGGCCUGCGAAGAUAAUCCUCAAGAUCCCACCAACUGUGUUUCCCUCUUCUCAGCGAGAAUCACUCGAGAGACCGCCGCAGAUUCAGACCACUCCCAACGCACGAAAGCGAAAGCUGGACAGUCCCAAUCCAACCCCCGACAGAUCGUCUCGACGCCCCCUUUCUACUCAUUCUGGUUCCAACCCGGAUCACCUAACAUCUUCUCGAUCCGCGAAGGUGAACCCUUCAACGACAGCUCCGAUCGUGCCGACGUCAUUGCCUACUGGGAAAGUAGUCGCUAAAUCGUCGCAGACUAAGGAGAUUGAUACCUCACGAAAAAGAAGAUUGGACACCGGCACAUUGUCUCAGGAUAAAUCGUCAAAACACUCUAUCCCUGCUAAACCCGCCUCCCACCUCAGACAAGUGGUCGCUUCUUCUCAGUCGGCCGGGACCACAACUACAUCCUUACCAGUCCCAUGUAUAUUGCCCCCUGUUGAAAAAAUCCUUAUCAAAUCGCCUCAAACCCAGGCCAAGACUAGUACCAAAGCACGAAAGAGAAAGUUGGAUAUCAGUAAAUCACCACAGGAUGGAUUGUUCAAACGUCCCAAACUUGGAGUUGGACUCGCCGAACACACCAGGCCUCGAAUGACAACGGACGUCAUCGAUUUGACCAAUAUCGAUGAUGACGAUGUUGGAGAUGGGAAUGUAGAUAUGCAAGAUGCCGAUCAUCGCUCGCCGCCAACAAAGGUGAAAACCGAACGCGUAUCACCUCGCACUCAUUCUCGAAGAUCAAAGCACCAGCAACGAUCGAACAUUCAAACCUCUCUUGAUGAUCUUAUGGUGGAUGCAGUUGGUGUAAACCCUCAAGAUGAUGUACGUCAAUCACCUCCUCAUAUUUCCAUACAACAGAUCGACUUCACUCAACCUCUUAAUUCAGAUGAAAUUUGGAAAAUCGCCAGUAAUACCCAUGACAGACUCUGGUCAUUGUGUUCAAAGAAGCUGGUGGUUUCCGGUGAAGAAUUCGUGGGUUCUUCCGAAUGGAAGCGAAAAUUGAAGAAUAUAAAGCAAAGUCAGGUAAGAGAGAAUGAUCGGAAGAAGAUGCCAACGAGAAGCAUCAAGCAAAGUCUUCCAUUCCUACCUCGCAAUUUGAGGGCUGGUGUUACUCACUUAUCAAAACUCAAAUUUCCAUAUCUCAAAAAUAGAAAUCCUGCUAGAAUCAUUGCACCGAAGUGCUUUCAACGGUUCUGGGACGAAUGGGACAAUAGGGAGAGCAACGUGCAAACAUGCCGAGGAACACGCAUACUGGUGGUCAAACUUGGCCGAUUUGAAUUUGACAAUGCGUCCAUACCCGCUGUGAGCGCACCAAAACCUGAUUCUGUGACGAUCUCAUUCUAUCGUGUUGGUACUACAGAACCAUUGUUCAGAAAGAAUUUCCAAUUGAAAGAUUUCGAGUUCCAACCAACCGGAAUGAACAUCUAUGCCCCAUAUCCAAUAGAUUACUCGCGAUCGUCGGAAAACUUCUCCCAUCUGUCCAUGCGCGCAACUUUCCAUUCGGGCAAUCGUCUUUGGUAUAUUCCUUUUCUUUCGGAAAGGACUGCCCAUAUUGGACCUGAUGGCAAAUUCGCUACGAGAUGUGAACCUUUCACUUUACGCACUGCCGCCAGAUCUCAUCCAUCAAUCUUGCGGUUGCUGCCACCUCCCAUAUGGGCUGUCGAUCCAGCAACUCCUCUUCGGCCGUUACCCAGGAAGAUAAUCGAUAAACCUUCAUCUUCCGAUCACACCCAAGUCAGGUUCACAGAUAGUGCGGAUAAAUUGAAUCAAUGUGUUUGUGGUUUAGAUGAUGGGAUAAUAAACAGAUUUGGGAAUGAGGAGGAAGUGGCGACGUAUCUUGCUGUGAUUCAUAGAGGUAGUUUUCAGAUUAGAAGCAAACGGGAAGAAACUGAUGGACGUAAACUUGCUCAUAUCGAAUUAUUCGAGAUUGGUCUUGCGACUGAGGAACAACUUAUGGGGGAUGAGGAUGCUGUACGCAGACAAGGAGUCACUAAUGAAGAUCUUGAUGGAAGGUUCUCCACCUCGAACCUGGUGCAAGAACCCUUGAUGGAGAUAGAAAAUCCCACCGCGGCUCGUGGCUCGUCAUUGUCCAACCCCGCACCACCUCGAAAUGUCUCGAAAGUCUCCGAUUACGAUGUCCCUACGGAUGAUCUAUCAUCAGAACAGCGAGCCAUACCCAAUGCCCUUACCAUCAAACAGACCGAGGUCGAUAAUACCUCGUCUGAGUCUAGAGCUGCUACUGAAGUACUAAAAGAAAGCUCUGCACCGGUAAUCACAGUGAGGAACCUUGGACCAUUAUCAAUCUCAAUCACGGAUGUUGGGAAGGCUACGAAUAACAAUGAUACCAUUGGUACCAUCGAGAACAUAUCUCAAGUCAAUAAAAUUAUCGUUGAAUCCCUCAAUGAUACCCUUUCGAUAGUUCCCGAUAUAAAGGAUGAUGCUCAGAUAACGAAACCUACUUCGAAUGGAUUAGCUGGACCGUACAUGUCUGAUCGGACGAAUGGAUUUACAGACUGGUCAACUCGGAUCGACCCAGGUACGUUGGCGGACCUGUUUCCUGCGCUGGACGAAGUCUGGGAUGGAGGGAAAAUUAGACAUUUGAUAAGGGAUCAUGAGGAGGCGGUGAUAUGGACUAGGUAUCAUCUUACGGAAGGUCAAAGGUUCUUGACUUGUUGUUGGAAUCGAUGGGUAUAUGAGAAUGGACCGAUACCAAUUGCAAACAGAUUGAAAUACUAUCUAUCAUUUAUCGAAGCUUAUGGGCAGAUUAUGAUUAGAGCGGGAAUGACCAGAGAGAUAGGUGAUCUUUUACAGAUUCAUUGGAGAGAUAAAUAUAUAUCUUUGAAGGAAAUGGGAGAAGUACUGAGAGUUUGGAAUGAGAUUUCAAGAUUUCAUGAAAAGUUGAAAAACUUAAGACAGAAUAAACAGAAAGAGAAAGGACCGAGGUCAAUCACACGGAAUUAA